AUGAAAAAACGACGUCAGCUCAAUGCAUUAUUGCAGUUUCGAUCAAGAAAUAAUAGUGGCGGAUCAGUGAAAAACGAUGAUCUAUUAACAAGUUCAGAGGAAGAAUUAUUUUUACCAAACACCAAAAAUGCAGCUAAACCUCAUACGUUCCGUUAUCGUCGAUGCUGUAAUUAUAUUCGACAUAUCAUCUCAUUUUGCCUUGUCUGUAUAUUUAUGAUUGUAUGUGCUGGGCUCGCUUAUGCCAAUGUUGAAUUGAAACACGAAGUACUAAAUUUAUCCUCAAGAGUCGCCGACAUUGAAAAACGUUUAUCAUCGUUUGAAUUCAAUCAUUUAUUAACAACCAUUGAUUCUAUUAAAACCCGUUUGAUGACCGUUGAAAAAUGGAACGGAACAUAUAUUUACGAACAAUUGAAUAAAUUACAUACAGACUUCAAUCGGAUGGCAGCACGAUUAUCAAAAGUGAACAAUGAUGAUGUUGAACAUGAACAAACAUCACCAACUGAUGUUGAACUAACAGAAAAAUUACACAUAAUUGAGCAAAAAUCUUCAAAAUUGAAAGAAGUAUCCGAUGAACUUGAGAAAUUAGAAAAAGAAAGUGAAGGUCAAAUGACAAAUUUGAUCUACUCUAAUGAAAAAUCAAAACAUUUUGAUAAAUCAUUGAUCGAACAUUUACUAGAACAAGAAAAUAAAAAAAAUCUCGAAGAAGAUAUUGUUCGACUAUCAUCCACUGUUGGAUCAUUUAAUAAAACAUUACAAUCGGCAGCAUCUAUGUGGAAAAAGGAAUUAGAUGAUCUCAGAACUGAUCUUCAUUUACUAAAUCAAACAUCAUCAUCUAAAGAACAAAUAUUGUCUGAUUUGAUGCACUCUUUUAAACAAUUGAAUAGUCUUGUACAAAAUUCAUCGUCAGAAACAUCAAGGAUGAUUGAAACAUUUCAAACAGAUAUCAACAAUAUUCGAAAUAAAAUAAACAAUUGUAAACAACCACAAAGUAUAGUUGAGGUACUCAUACCAACUACAUCGACAACGUUUGAGCAAACGUUACAUUCAAAUAUUACUGAACAAAAUUCAUCUUCGAUUGUUCCUAUCAUUACAACGAUAACGGAUAAGACGAUUCUUAUUGACCAUGAUCGAAAAACGGUGGCUAUUGAUCAAAAUAACAAAACUAACGAUACGCACAACGAAGAACUAGCCUACACGGCUGACAAUAAUUAUGAACAAAAAUCAUACCAUAUUAAUGAUAAAAUUAGUGUGGAAGACGAUGAUGAAGUAUCUUACCUUCAAAGAUUAUUCUCACCGAGGAAAAAGACAAAAUCAGAUAAUGAAAAAAUCGAUAUUAGUACAUUAAUGGAAGAUACUGCUCAACGUUCAAGGAAAAAUAAACACCAUAAAUAA
Molecule: messenger RNA, 1392 nt
Organism: Didymodactylos carnosus
Lineage: Eukaryota; Metazoa; Rotifera; Eurotatoria; Philodinida; Philodinidae
Source: the annotation of a GenBank genome assembly